Molecule: messenger RNA, 1741 nt
Organism: Gymnodraco acuticeps
Lineage: Eukaryota; Metazoa; Chordata; Actinopteri; Perciformes; Bathydraconidae
Gene: mfsd8l1
Product: major facilitator superfamily domain containing 8-like 1
Exons: 13
Coding region: 1-1593 (530 amino acids)
Biological process (GO): transmembrane transport
Molecular function (GO): transmembrane transporter activity
Source: RefSeq, a predicted model, not a curated record
AUGUUUUUCAAACUGUCCGGAGAAAGGCACAGAGACAUGUACCCUCAGUCGGCUCUAAUUGGAAGCACUGCACUCGGGAUUAUCUGCCAAACACGAUGGAUUAUCGACGGAAGAAGAAAGCUGACAUUCUUCACCAUUGGACUCAUAUUUCUACUUAGCGGUGUGGAAUAUGCUGUAAUACUGCCCACGAUAUGGAGGUACUUGCAGACUUUAGAAGCAGCACCUUACUACCUGGGUUUGGCGCUGUCAGCAUUCAGCUUGACCGGCCUCCUCACAGGACCGUUGUUUGGCUACUGGUCCGACAAAACACGGACCACUAAGAAGAUCAUCUUGUUUGCCAAUGUUUUUGAGAUGAUUGGUAAUUUUAUGUACUUUAUGGGAUAUUCCAAGUGGCUCUUACUGUCAAGCAGACUGGUGGCAGGUAUCGGAACAGGUGCUGGCUCAGCUAUCUUUGGCUUACUGACCAGAAGCACCGCCCCAGAGGACCGCGCCACUGCUUUUGCUGCAGUCAUGGCAUGUCGACAAGCUGGCCUUCUGAUUGGUCCAGCAUUUAACAUCUUCCUGAGGUUGUGUGAUUUCCAACUGGGUCCUUUUGUUGUCAAUAAAUAUACCGCGCCAGGGCUGUUCAUGUGUCUGCUGUGGACUCUCAUUCAACUGGCGGUGAUCUUCAUGUACUGGGACCUACCUCCUCUGGAGAAAGAGAAGGCCAAAGACAGAUUAAGAGGCCAGAGCAAGGACGAGGAGGACGAGCAAGGGCUUGUGGAAGAGGACAAUGAUGAGGAAAAGCCGCUAAUGGGGUCCCAGGAGAUAGGGGGGUCCUACGGCUCAGUGGUGGUGUCCAACACAACCAUGUCAGACCCUUCUGCUACCUCAAAUGCUACGCUGAAUCCCAUCUCUCCACCUCUCUCUCCAGAGCCACCAGAGACCCAUGAGUCUUCCAGCCCCUCUAAGACCUCUAGCAUAUCUCGAGAGUUCCUGAGAGAAGAGGUGGCUGUGCUGCUGGCUGCUCAGUUCAUCACUCUCUUCAAUCAGACAGCACUGGAGACCAUGGUGACCCCGAUGACCCAGAAGUACUUUGGCUACAGUGAGCUGGAGAACAGCGUGAUGUACAGCCUCUGCGGGGUGGAGGUGAUCGCUGGCUUCCUGUUUGUGCGCUGGCUGAGCCAGCGUGUUACUGAGCGAGUUAUCCUUGCCAUCGGACUGACGAUCUGCAACAUCUCCGGUGUCUGGUGCUUAAUCUUCCUGGCAAACCCACUAGGUGGUUUCCAAUGGAAGCUGACUGAAUUCGUCAUUGGAGUGUUUCUGCAGGUUUUGGGUUUGCCAUUUGUAGCUGUGGCUCAGGUUUCCCUCUUUUCCAAAGUCACUUCUGAGAAAACACAAGGUUUCAGUCAAGGCGUGCGCCGCUCAGUGGGGGGUCUAGCUACCAUCCUGGGUCCUCUGUGGGCUGGGGGCCUCACAGACAACAUGUAUAUCAUGAUGGGGGUGAUGAUGGGACUGCUGGCACUGGUUACGAUUAUGCUGGCUUUCUCAUACGACCGGAUGCUUGCACCUGCUGUGGAGGAGCAAGUGGAUGACUCGGACAACGUUGGCUAAACCAGCAGAAAGCAGAUGGGAUGAACGUGGAUAUAAAAGUGGGAGAUUCCCUGUCCUGCACUUAACAGUCCAUCCAAUGUUUCACUUUCUGCACUGGGACCAGCAAGCAGGGUGACGAGACACACACACACACACACACACACUCUCU